GGCAGAGGAAGAUCAAGGUGAGCCAUUUUACAUCUGCCCUGUCGAAUAUCCGUUCGGAUGAAUUGGGAGCAGAGAAUAUGUUGUCAUUGGCUUCUUACGAGCUCCAAUCGAGUUCAACGUAUAGCGGCAGUCUGAGCGGCAUGGCUUACCAACGACAACACAGUGCGAUGAGACGAGACCAGUAUGCCUACCAUGUAGAAAACAUCGAGUCCUGUGCCACUGGAAUGGCCCAGAUCAGUCACAAAACGACGCCUUAAGCCAACUUGAGCAGCAGGCCACAUUAUCAUUCCAGUUCAACGACCCGGGGUCACCACCAUGGUUUGGGUAUCCGGACCGGCCGAUUCUAGAGCUGGAGCUGAUAAACAUCCAUACCUAUAUUCACGCGACGGCUUCAUCAUCCUUUGAACCGCAAAUCCGCCGUCUCUGGGCAUACGAGGUGCCCCAACGGGCUCUUCACUGUGAUUAUUUGAUGAGCAGCAUCCUCGGCUAUGCCGCCUUCCACACGCAUAUUCACAAUCCCGGAAAUAUUCGCAUGAAGCUGGCGGCGCAUAACUACUUCGGCGAUGCCGUGCGGAAGCUGAGCAAGGAGCUAGCGAACAUCACGGAAAAGAACGCCGGCCUGGUGUUCGCGGCGUCGACGAUCAUCGCGUUCCAUUCCAGUAUCCUGUGGCUUGAUCCGUGUACUCGGAAUGAUCGAUCCGGGUACGAGUUGCCCUUGCAAUGGUUCCAGACAGGGCAGGGGGUGGGUGCUGUGGUCCGAUCCGCGGGGAAAUACAUCGCGGGAACCCCGAUUGGGCUACUGGUCGAGGGGCUCCCGCACAAGCAGCCGGAGUGCGAGCCAGUCGAGAUGCUCGCGCCGCUGAAAGCAGUCUUUUUCCCGGAAACAACUCCAAAGAGUCCGGCGGAGGUCAAUCCGGACGAUAUGUGUCUUAACAUGGUGUUUCGGUAUAUCGAAUCGAUGUACCGUGGGCUUCUGAAGGGCGAAGCGAUCCGAAUCACCCGGCGACGAAUUCUGGUGUUUCCGACGAUCCUGAGCCGGAGAUACAUCGAUCUGCUGCGUGCGCAUGAUCCUCGCGCCCUAACCCUCCUGGCGUACUACUUCGCCGGCAUGAAGGUCGUCGAGCAGCACUGGUGGAUCAAAGGUCGCGCCGACCAUGAGAUCCUCGGCAUCAUCGAUCUGUUGCCGCAGGAAUGGCGGAUGCAGUGUGUCUGGCCGUGCAUUGUCGAUCCACUGGAGUGGUUCGAAGCCGGGAUACCCCUGUGCAUCAUCCGAAUGGAUGACGGGCAAGAUGUCGGCGUGGUGUUUCUCCCCUUCGAAGCUGGCGGUGCGCAGGCGCAAUUGGAGCAGUUCACCAAGCCGGACGUACCCGGCGUGGAUGGCCCGGAGACGGUGGAGUCGGUGCGCGAAAGUCCAGAGGCACCGCGCCUGGGGCCGUUGACCACGUUCGCGUGAACAUGGGGACAGCGAACUGGAUUGGUGCACGAGUGGCGGUCCGGAGUUGGGCUGGAUCAGUUGGGAUCAGCCAUCGGCGUGGGAUCAUUUCGGCAAGGUGAGCAUCGCACUGCGCGAUUGCUUUGAUCCAGGUGCUUCCAUUUAUGCCUGAAAUGCUUUCUUAUCUAUAAAUCAUAUUAGCUCGGCGUGUUGCUAGUGUGUAUAGGAUUACCCCGGAGACUGCGAUGGUGUCUCGAAACCGCGAUGGUAUGUUUGGCAUGUCAUGAGGAGACGGUCCAUUUAUAAAGCUCCCUUGAAGGGAUCUGUAUAUCGAAAUCGAAGUCAUGUCAACGAUAUAAAAUCGAACAAAUUGAUGAAAGAAA
Messenger RNA from Eremomyces bilateralis CBS 781.70, 1815 nucleotides. RefSeq lists its product as uncharacterized. Gene Ontology annotation, molecular function: DNA-binding transcription activator activity, RNA polymerase II-specific. NCBI's taxonomy places the organism in Eukaryota, Fungi, Ascomycota, Dothideomycetes, Eremomycetales, Eremomycetaceae. The record is from RefSeq and is a predicted model, not a curated record. The coding region runs from base 470 to 1453 and encodes 327 amino acids. The transcript has a single exon. Gene Ontology annotation, biological process: regulation of transcription by RNA polymerase II.